Molecule: messenger RNA, 2861 nt
Organism: Cyanistes caeruleus (blue tit)
Lineage: Eukaryota; Metazoa; Chordata; Aves; Passeriformes; Paridae
Biological process (GO): protein monoubiquitination; protein polyubiquitination
Molecular function (GO): ubiquitin protein ligase activity
Source: RefSeq, a predicted model, not a curated record
CAAAAAAGACAAAGGGAGAAGGAUAUAAAGUUUUAGAAGUUUCUGCAAAGCAAUCUGCUAACUGAGCUUUAUGAAACACAUGGGAACAGACUUAGAACUUACUCAGGUCUUUAAAACUGGUGAAGUUGUGUGGCUUGUUAAAAGCAAUGUCAGGACCAUAAUUAAUCAGGAUACAAGUACACUUGUGGUUUGGGAAGAGUCCUCUCAACUCAGUCCCCCACUAGCUCACCCCUUUGUGUCCCCACUCACUCACAACUGCACUUCAAAGCAGUCUUUUCCCUCACCUCACUUUGCUGCUGCAGCAAGACAAGGAUCUGCAUCACUCAGCUCCUGGUCCCUGUGGCUACCACUGUGCAAAGUGCUGUCUGCACAUUAAAGCACUAAACUAGUGUAACAUAUCUAUUGCAGACCUUUAUCAGAAAUGCCAUUUAGGUAGAUAUCAGAUAUGAAAGAAUAACCAAAACUUAUUACUUUUCUUCCUGUGUGUACUGCAGUUAGUCACACAGAAGAAGUGCUCCUUUCAGCAUGGCCUAAGCUGGACACAAAUCUGCUCAUAGAUCCACUCAAAAGAUCAGUUUUAGGCUAGGAAUAAACCACCAGGUAAAAUAAAAUCAGGAACGGCUUCACUGCACUGAUCCAAACAACCAGCAAUCAUUCCCAGCCUUCUGCUCAUGUUUCCAGGCCCUGACUGCAGGCUCACGGCCUGAGGAAGGACACAAGGUACAACUGCAAGGUGGCAGCAGGUGAAAGAGCAGGAAGGCUUGCUUUUAGCUGAACAAGCAAGCCAGAAAGAAGGGAACUGGAGCUCACUGCUCCUGUGAAAUCCAGCAGAGAUAUCAUGGAGAAACAGAACUAAAGCAUGUGAAGUGUGUAAGAGGGAGAGGCAGCGGCAAAAGCAGCAGCCCAGAGGGAUGGCCUGCAGCAAUAGAGCUCCAAGGCGUUACCAAGCGAACCCUCUGGCCUUGCAUGCCCAGAGACAUCUGACACAGCCAGAGCAACCUGACAGCCCUGGGCAGACACGGAGGAUGCCUGGGAGGCUGGUGGCAAACACUGACACUGAGCACAGGACAGGGAGUGGGGUGGGCAGGGGUAAGCCCUGACACGUGUGCUGGGCCCACACAGCUGCCAGGCACCGCCAUGGCGGGGACGGCCCAGGGCGAUUCCAGCCCCGAGCAACGGGUUCUGGCGUUGCUAACAACCCAAGCGAUGGGUUCCAUGGGCACCAAGGAUGGAACCGAGGCGUCUCCAAGCGACAAUUGUGGUGUCACCUGCCCUGACCGCUCGUACCUGGGCACGGAAUCUGAGCCAGCCAGCCUGCGCAAGGACUCCAGCCGAGCAGGACGCGAGGUGUGGAGUGCCAGGCCUUGGAGCUGGCAGUGAGCUGAGAGUUGGUCACAGCACUCAGUCAUUCACUCCAGAGCCAUCAAAGGACAUUCCCCGGCCAUGCCAGGUUCAGGCAGCCGGGGCUUGAGGAAGGUGCGCUCACAGCAGCCGAGCAUGGAAGGCACUGCUGCAGAAGCAGCAAGGGGGAGUAGCUCACCAUCCCAAGUUCCCCCCAGCCCACUGCAACACAGGGGCAGCACAGACACAGAGGUGAAGGACCGCUGUCCCAUCUGUCUGGACAGCUGGAGUGAGCCCAGCUUUGUGAUGCCAUGCCUGCACUGCUUCUGCUAUGCCUGCAUCCUGCGGUGGGCCAACAACAAAACCCGGUGCCCCCUGUGCAAGCGGAAGAUGACCACCAUCCUGCACUCAGUGCGGGCAGAUGAUGAUUUUGAGGAGCAUGCCAUCAUUCCACCCAUGAUAACACCAGUAGUCAUCCCAGCAAUAAGAGCUCACAGAGAGCCAGAUGCUCCCAACCUCCAUCACCUUGGAGCACAUCAACAGUGGGAGACAGCGGGAGACGUCCAGCAUUUCGUAGGCGGCUUCCCGCUCCCAAACUGGAUGAGCUGUUUCUCUGCCAACUCAGCAAUACAGCAGACCCUGUACUCAUGGUUCUGUCAGAGCUUGGAGAUGCUGUUUGAAACAUCAACAUCCAGAGCCCAGCACAGACAUGUCCCUGAGCCGCAGCAUUGCGGGGAGGAUCACCACCUGCCACCACACACCCAGGGUGCCACAGGGCAAGAGGACAGCUCAUCAUCUCUUACCCCAGGUCCAGCAAGAUCCAGUGGGGAUGAGAUGCCUAGCACCUCAUCUAGUGCCAAUGGUUGGGGUCCAAAGACACAGCCCUCUGCUUCCACCACCAUCCAUGUGGAACAAGAGCCCCAGGAGGAACCAGAGAAGCUUUGCCCAGGCACUCCUAAUUCCAUAAAGGGCAGUGAUCCUUCAACUGGGGGACCACAGCGACCACUAAAAAGGAGGGCCAGCAGCCCCAAAGGCUCUCCAGCUCGCAAGAGGCCACGUCACUGAGACUGGAGGGUGCCUCCAUAAAUCAGUUUCACUUGCUGCCAAGGAGUCAUUAUUGAAAUCGCAGAAUAUGCUGAUCCAUCACAGUCAUUGAGCCCAACUCCUGGCCCUGCAGAGGAGACCGAAGAAACCCACCAUGUACCUGACAGAAUUGUUAAAAUGCUUCCUAACUCAGACAGGCUCAAUGCUAUGACUUGUUCCAGUGAUCAACCACCCUCUGGGUGAAAACAGUUUUUCCUGCUAUCCAACCUAAACCUCCCCAACAGCUUCACAUAAUUUCCUUGAGUUCUGCUACUGGUCCUUUGCUUCUCCUCAUAAGAAUGCUGAAGAUUAUAACAAAGUCUCACCUCAGUCUCCUUGAGGCUGAAUAAUAGUUAAUAUAUAGUUAUGUAUAGGUAAGAUAGUUUGAUAGAUAGAUACAUAGUAACAUAGAUAGAUAGGUACAUAGUAACAUAUUC